CAAAUAUAUCCAGAAUAGCGACUACUAUACGAUGGGGAUAUCUAUUUAUAUAUCUCUAGUAGCCAUAGCAGUAGCCACAAUUUACUACUAUUUGAAUAGUGCAAAGCUAUUGGAAAUACAGGCACAAUCCAUACAAUUAAAGGAAAAGACAAGUAAAUAUGAACAAGCUGUGAAAGAAGCCCAAGAGUCCAAUAAAAAAUAUCAAGAAUCCUAUGAAUACGUGAAAGCCAUCCAAAAGUCACAAAGAGAGCAAAAUGAAAAACUGAAGAAAUCUGUUGAUGACUUGGUGUCAGCCAGAGAGUCACUUGAAACGGAGAAUGCUACUCUUCAACAGACUACUACUGAUUUGAAAAAUCAACUUCAAGCCUUACAAGAGGAGAUCAAAAGUUUAAAAGGUCAAUUUCAUGAUGAUUCUGAUUACAAAGAUAAAUUAGAAAAGGAAUUCGAGUAUAAAUUAAAUCGAGAAAUCGAGAGGUUUAUUGCUGAAAAGGAUUUGACUAUCUCGAAUCAACAAACUCAAAUUGAAGCUAUUAACAAAAAGUUUGAUGAAGAAAGUGAAAAAUUCAAAGGAGAAGCUUUGAAAUCUGAAAAGUUUAUACACCAAUUACAGGAUGAAAUAAAAUCGUUUGAAAAAUCACUUGCUGUUCAAAAUGAUAAAAUCAUCGAUUUAGAGCUGGAAAACCUUUCAUUAACUGGAGAAAAUGAAAAAUAUAUCAUUCAAGUCAAGAAACGCGAUCUAGAAUUGUUAGAUAAAUCUGCAGAAUAUGAGAAAAAACUUGAAGAAUCUCAAAAGAAGAUUGAUAAAGAAAAGGAAGAAGUCAGUAAGUUGAAUGGUGAUAUUAAAGAUGUUAAAGAAGAUUUACGUAAAUCAAAGGAUCAAAUAGAUCAAUUGAAGAAAGAUUUAAAUGAAAAAGAUACCAUAAUCAAAGAUAAAGAAUCACAAUUAGCAUCCAUCAAUAAUAAUAAUAAUAAAUUGGUAGAAUCUCACAUCAAGGAAUUGAAUUCGAUCAAAAAUGAACAUUCUAAGAAUCUUGAAGCUAAAGACAACGAGUUGGUUAAAUCUAAUACCAAAUAUGCCGAAUUAGAAGAGAAAUUGAAGAAAACCAUUAAAGACCACGAAGCAAUAAUUAAAGAAAAAGAAAGUAUUAUUAAAAGCUUAGAGGAUAAGAUUUCAGUUUUAAAUACAGAGAUUACACAAUUAAAGACUUUCAAUGAAAAUGAACUUUCAAAGGAAAAGUUUGAUGCCAAAAAUAAAGAACUUGAAGAUACAAAGAAAGCAAAACAAUUGGUUGAGGAUGAAUUAUCUGCGUUUAAGCUCGAAAGUAUAAGUAGUACUGAAAAGUUGACUAAAAUACAUGCAGAAAAACUUGCAGAUCUUCUUAAAGCAAAGCAAGAAGUUGAAGAAAAAUCAACUACUGAAAUAAAUCAAUUGCUCACUAAAGUAGAAGAGUUAGAAGAAUCAUUAAAAGUAUCUUCAAGAAAAUACAAAGAAGAAAUUAGAUUUGUUAGAUCUCAAGUUCGUCAAGAAGGUAAUGAUAAGAUCAAUAUGCUUCAAAAUGAGUUAAUUGAAGCACAUAAGAAAUUUAAUGACUUUCAUGCGAAUGUUAAUUCUCUUUCAGCAACAAUUGAUAAACAAGAAUAUCAAGAUAAAUUGGAAGAAAUUGUCGAAUUAAAAGAAGAUAUUAAAGAAUUAAUUGAAAAGAAUGCCAAGUUGGAUGAAUUGAGACUUCAAAAAGAAACUGAAUUAGAGAAUUUGACAAAAGCCAAACAAACCGAGUUAGAAGAAUUAGAGAAACAGAAAAAUUCUGAGAUUUCUGUUUUGAAAGAACAAAUUCAAAACAUCGAAGAAGAGUUGAAUUCUUCAAAGAUCAGAUACACUAAACAAGUUGAUAUAUUGAGUCUGACCAUCAAAUCAUUGAAGGAAAAAUAUGAUGAUGAAUCUAAAGUAGCUCAAGAUUUGAUAAAGAAAAGAGAUGAAGAAUUAGUCAAGAUCAAAAAGGAAUAUGAAACAUCCAAAGAACAAAUAGUCAUCAAAAAUCAAGAAAUCUCCAAGUUAGAAGCUCAAAAUGUUAGCUUCGUUAUCAUGGAGACUGCUAAUAAUGAAACAAUAUCAUCAUUGAAGUCUCAAAUUGAUAAAUUAGUAAAUAAAGAAACCGCGAAGAAUAAGGAAAUAUCUUCGUUAACUACUGCAAUUGAAGAUUCCAAGAAGGAUUUAGAAUUGAAACUGCAAACUUUAAUUGAACUCGAAGAAGAAUUAAUGAGUUAUAAAUCAAAGGAAGAAGAAAAGUCAAAGAUACCUCCAAAAAAUACUGAAGAUCUCAUCAAAAAGGAUAAGGAGAUUGAAUCUUUAAAGGAAGAAAUCAAAAGUUUGAAAGAAGAAAUCAAAGAUAAAAGUUUACAAAUUGAAAAGAUUCAAACCGCUACCAAAGAUAAAGUUAAUGAAUUAUUUAAGCAAAUUAUUCAAAUUAAUGGUAAAAAGAGUGACAAUGAGGGAGAAAUUAAAGAACAAGAAGAACUAUUUAAUGAGUUUUCUAAUAAUAUUGACAGUAUUAAGAACAAAUAUUAUGAUUUUGAAAAGAAAUUAAUUGAUCAAGAAAAGGAAGCUGAAGAAGUAAAGAAUACUUUAAAUCAAGUUAAGCAAGAUUUAAUUAAAGUUAAGACUGAAAAUGAACUGAAGGAUAAAAAGAUUCAUGAUUUAUUUGAAAAGAAAGAAGAAUUAAUUAAAGAAAUUGAAGAGAAAGAUGAAACAAUCUCGAAAUUUGGACAAGUUCAAGAAAUUCUUGAGAAACAAUUACAACAGAAUAGUGAUGGAUUUAGUAAAUUUAAUCAUUUAAAUAUAGAUGAUGAUGAUAAGAAUAAAUCUUCUACAACAUCUCCACCUUCUGAAUUAAGUAUAGACUGAAGUAUAUAUAUAUUGUAUACAUUUAAUAAAUUUAGCAUAGUACAAAUUAUACAAGAAAUCAUAAAUUUCAUUUAA
Messenger RNA from Scheffersomyces amazonensis, 2977 nucleotides. RefSeq names its product Uso6p (gene USO6). The transcript has a single exon. NCBI's taxonomy places the organism in Eukaryota, Fungi, Ascomycota, Pichiomycetes, Serinales, Debaryomycetaceae. The annotation marks the transcript as partial. The record is from RefSeq and is a predicted model, not a curated record.